CUGGCGCGCCGGCGCUGGAGUCGGGAAGGGGGGGGCGGGGGAGCGAUGGUCGCAAGAUGGCGGCGCUGAAGGAGGCUCGGAGCUACGGGCUGUCGUGCGGGCGGGUGAGCGACGGCAGCAAGGUGUCUGUAUUCCACGUGAAGCUCACCGACAGUGCCCUGAGGGCUUUCGAGAACUACCGUGCCAACCAGGAUUCUGUUUCACUGAGACCAUCAAUCCAAUUUCAAGGAAGCCAAGGGCACAUCUCCAUCCCCCAGCCUGACUGCCCCUCGGAGGCCCGGACCUUCUCCUUCUACCUCUCCAACAUCGGCCGUGACAGCCCGCAGGGCAGCUUUGACUGCAUCCAGCAGUAUGUGUCCAGCCAUGGGGACAUCCUCCUGGACUGCCUGGGCAGCAUUCAAGACAAGAUCACAGUGUGUGCUACUGACGACUCCUACCAGAAGGCGCGGCAGAGUAUGGCACAGGCUGAGGAGGAGACACGGAGCCGCAGUGCCAUCGUCAUCAAGGCUGGAGGCCGCUAUCUGGGCAAGAAGGUUCAAUUUCGGAAACCAGCCCCAGGGGUGACAGAUGCUGUGCCCUCCCGGAAGCGGGCAACUCCCAUGAACCUGGCAAGUGCCAUCAGGAAGAGUGGCACUGGCAGCAUGAGUGGGGGCAGUGGAGUAUCUCAGAGGCCCUUCCGUGACCGGGUACUGCACCUCCUGGCUCUUAGGCCCUACCGUAAGGCUGAGCUGCUGCUGCGGCUACAAAAGGAUGGCCUGGCACAGGCAGACAAAGACAUGCUGGAUGGCCUUCUCCAACAGGUGGCCAAUGUGAGUGCCAAGGAUGGCACAUGCACCCUGAGGGACUCCAUGUACAAGGAUGUGCAAAAGGACUGGCCCGGCUACUCAGAGGGGGACCAGCAACUGUUGAAGAGGGUGCUUGUCCGGAAGCUGUGCCAGCCACAGAGUACAGGUGGCCUCCCUGGAGACCCUGCUGCCUCUAGCCCUCCUAGUGAGCAUGGGAGUUCAGCUUCACCUCCUCAGAAACGGACACAGCCUCCUGAGUUCAUCGAUCCCUUGGCCAACAAGAAGCCCAGGAUAUCGCACUUCACUCAGAGAGCACAGCCUGCCGCUGUCAAUGGGAAGCUGGGCAUGCCCAACGGUCGCGAGGGCCUGCUGCCCACCCCGGGCCCACUGGCCAUCUCGGACGUCCUCAGCUCCCGCAGCCACCCACCCUCACGGUUGGAGCCCUUGAGGGCCCACGACCCUCUGGCUGACGUGAGCAAUGACCUGGACCACAGUGGCCGGAACUGUGAGUGUGGGGAUGCAGCUGCCCCAGGCCCUACUGCACACCUUGGCUUGCCUCUGCUGACGGACUGUGCCCAGCCUAGCAGGCUCCAUGGUGGCCCCUCACGCAGCAAGUCCAAGAAGAAGUCCAAGAAACACAAAGACAAGGAGAGGGUGGCCGAGGACAAGCACCAGACCCAGCCACCAGACCAUACGCCUGCCAUUCAUGGAGCCUUGCCAGACACCCCAAGUUUAAAUGGAACCUGUGGCAGUGCCAGUGUGCCCACAUCAACGUCGGAGAUUCCGGACUAUUUGCUAAAAUACACAGCCAUCUCCUCCUCGGAGCAGCGCCAGAGCUACAAGAAUGAUUUCAAUGCCGAGUACAGCGAGUACCGUGACCUACAUGCCCGGAUCGAGCAGAUCACACGGAGAUUCACACAGCUGGAUGCCCAGCUCAGGCAGCUGUCUCAGGGCUCUGAGGAGUACGAGACUACUCGUGGGCAAAUUUUGCAGGAAUAUCGAAAAAUCAAAAAGACCAACACCAACUACAGCCAGGAGAAGCACCGUUGUGAGUACCUGCACAGCAAGCUGGCCCACAUCAAGCGGCUCAUCGCCGAGUAUGACCAACGGCAGCUGCAGUCCUGGCCCUAACUGCCUACCCAUCCUCGCCCUUCCUGGCAGUCAGGAUGGCAGGGACCUAGGGGCGGGGGGGGGGGGCAAAAGAAGGGAGAAAGAGGAUUUAUUUAAAAAAAUAAACAUGAGUAAUACACGCUCAUCUGAGCCAGCA
Nycticebus coucang (slow loris) is the source of this 2052-nucleotide messenger RNA. RefSeq names its product elongation factor for RNA polymerase II (gene ELL). Gene Ontology annotation, cellular component: transcription elongation factor complex. The record is from RefSeq and is a predicted model, not a curated record. The transcript has 12 exons. Bases 57 to 1916 code for a protein of 619 amino acids. Gene Ontology annotation, molecular function: cis-regulatory region sequence-specific DNA binding. Gene Ontology annotation, biological process: snRNA transcription by RNA polymerase II; positive regulation of transcription elongation by RNA polymerase II; transcription elongation by RNA polymerase II. Lineage: Eukaryota; Metazoa; Chordata; Mammalia; Primates; Lorisidae.